Molecule: messenger RNA, 889 nt
Organism: Talpa occidentalis (Iberian mole)
Lineage: Eukaryota; Metazoa; Chordata; Mammalia; Eulipotyphla; Talpidae
Gene: DNPH1
Product: 2'-deoxynucleoside 5'-phosphate N-hydrolase 1
Exons: 4
Coding region: 1-498 (165 amino acids)
Biological process (GO): deoxyribonucleoside monophosphate catabolic process
Cellular component (GO): nucleus
Molecular function (GO): 5-hydroxymethyl-dUMP N-hydrolase activity
Source: RefSeq, a predicted model, not a curated record
AUGGCGGCGCGGGAGCGCGGGGAGCCGGGCCGCCCGGCCCUGUACUUCUGCGGGAGCAUCCGCGGCGGGCGGGAGGACCAGGCGCUGUACGGGCGGAUCGUGUCGCGGCUGCGGCGCUUCGGGGCGGUGCUCACCGAGCACGUGGCGGCCGCGGAGCUGGGCGCGCGCGGGGAAGAGACUGCUGGGGGCGACAGGCUCAUCCACGAGAGGGAUCUGGCCUGGCUACAGCAGGCGGAUGUGGUCGUGGCAGAAGUAACCCAGCCAUCCUUGGGUGUAGGCUAUGAGCUAGGACGGGCCGUGGCCCUCAACAAGCAAAUCUUGUGCCUGUUCCGCCCCCAGUCUGGCCGAGUGCUUUCAGCCAUGAUCCGGGGAGCGGCAGAUGGCACACGGCUCCAGGUGUGGGACUACGAAGAGAGUGAGGUGGAGGCCGUGCUGGAUCGGUACUUUGAGGCUGAUCCUCCGCAGCAGUUGGCUGCCUUCCCUGGGCCAACUACUUGACAACCCCACUUUGUUAAAUUCCUCUGAUCCCAGAUUCUGCUCUAUACCAUUCCUACCUCUCAGUCCCAUACAAAUUAAAAGGUGGGGCUCCCUGGUGGCCUAGGGGUUAAGUCUCAGCACUAUCACCGUGAUGGCCUGAGUUCAAUCCCCAGGCAGGGAGCUGACCCACAUGGCACACAGACCUCUCCUGUCUUGCCUGCUGCUCCCCUCAGCAGUGUACUUCGGUCCGUCUGCCUGUUCUGUUCCCCACUCUGUCUCUGGUGAAUCCUCUCACAGCGCCCCCCCCCCACCUCUGGCCUACACCCCAGUUCCUCUAUGCAUAAAUAAAUAAUAAAUCAAAAAAAAUAGAAAAAGUUAAAAAAAAUUAAAAGGUGUGUUUACAAUUCUGACU